AUGUCCUCAAUUAGGGUAAAUAUUGAAAUCGGACAUGAAGCAUCGAUGAGAUCAAAGAAAACCCCAGAAGGAUUCACUCAUGACUGGGAAGUCUUCGUACGCGGUCAAGAGGGUACUGAUAUAAGUCAUUUCGUUGAAAAAGUCGUUUUUAAAUUACACGAAACCUUCCAAAAACCGAGGCGAGUUGUUAAAGAACCACCUUUUUCCAUAAAGGAAUCAGGUUAUGCCGGUUUUGUUUUACCGAUUGAAAUAUAUUUAAAAAAUAAAGAUGAACCCAAAAAGAUAGUUUUUGUAUAUGAUCUGACUCUAGAGCAUGGGGGGUCUUUAAAAGACAGAUAUAUUUUUGAAAAUCCUAAUGAAGAAUUUAGGAGGAGACUACUAAAAGGUGGUGGAAUUGUUUGGGACAAAAAUGCGUUUUAUGCAAACCCUGACCAAGAAAGCAGAAGCAGAGAUUCUUUUACUGAUGAAAAGCCUCAUCUUGUUAGUAAACCAAAACUGUCUUCAGAUAAUGUGAAAAAACAUAAAACAAAAGAAUACAAAGAGGAACAACCACAAAAAGUUAAUAACAGUUUUGAAAAUUUAUUUGGACCUCCCAUUCAAAAGCCCCCUAAAGUGUCUCCUGAUCCAAAGAAGUUUGAAAAGAGUGCUAAGUCAGACAAAAAAGACAAAGAAAGAUCAAGUUCAGAUAAGAAAACAAAGCAUGAACACAAAGAAAGUAAAUCUGAUAAGAUUAGUGCAAAAGAAGAAAAAGAAAAACAGAAAGUGGAAAAAUCAAAAAAUCACAAUAAGGAAUCAGAACGAACCAAAGAAAAGGCAAGUAAAAGGCAAAUUGAAAGACCUCCUUCUCCUGAACCAGCAAAGAAAAAAUGUAUAAGUCCAAGCAGAAAACCUCCAAGUCCUUCACCAAGAUCUAGUAGUGCAUCUAGUAUUAAAGAAGACUAUAAAGCUUCAAAACAUAAUGUGGAUAACUUUGACCAAAAGAAAUCUAAAACAGAAGAAAGAAUACCUGAGAUCAAAGUAGAGAAAGAUUCAAAGGAGAAAAAGAAAAAAGAGAAAAAGAGUCAUGACAGAGAUAAAGAAAGAAGAGAAAAGAAAGAACAUAAAAAAGAGAGCCACAAAUCUAAAGAUUCUCCUAAAGAACCAUUAAAAGAAUUACCUAAAGAGGUAGCAAAAUCUCGAGACAUCAUAAAAGAAAGGGAAGUAGUCAAGAAUUCGCCAGUAAAAGAGAAACCGACAAAACCAGAGAAAAUUAAGGAAAACCUAAGAAAAUCGCCUCCUCCAGAAAACAUUGAACGUCAUGAAAAUCACAAAGUAAAAGAUAAAGGUGACUCCGAAAGAAAACACAAGCAUAAGAAAAAAGAUAAAAAAAGAGAUGAAUCAAAAGAAAAGCACAAAGAAUCUAGUAAAGAUAGAAAACAUAAGCACGAAAAAAUGCGUGAAAUGUCUCUGGAAAAGCCAGAAGUUAUAGAACAUAGAGAAACUCCAGUUAAAAAAGAACAUCCCAUUCCUGAACCGGCAUCACCUAUCUCUAUUGAUACAGCAUCCCAGUGCAGCUCAAAGAGUGGACUAACAAAAGCAAUACACAUAGGGGCUGAAGAUAUAAAUAGUUGUCAUUCUGACUCAGAGGUUUCAAUGAUUGCAGAAGAAGAAGAUGUUAAAAUUAAAAUUGAAAACCCUUCUCCUAAACCUAUUAAGCGAGAACCUUCCCCCGAGCCUGAGCCGGAACCCGAGCCUGAACCGGAGCCGGAGCCUGAACCUGACCCGGAGCCUGUAGUGGAGCCGCCGCCGAUCCAACAAAAGGAGAAAUCUAAAAAACACAAAGACAAAUCAAAACGAGAAGAAAAACGCAGAAAGCGGAAGGCUGCCGAGGAAGAGGACGCAGAAAGUAGAAAAAUUGCGAAAGUAGCAGAUUCAGGGCCCUCCAAUGACAAUGAACAUGGGGAGGGCAGUGGAUCGACGUCGAUAGAAACCAAAGUGCAGGAUAAUGGUGUGUCGAGUAGCUUAGGUGAGGAUGCCGAGCCCGGGGACUUGUCGCCCGACUACAUGGUGCAGUUACGAGGCCUUCAGCAACGUAUAAUGACGAUCAAAAACAAUGAAGAUCUCGAAAGAGUAGUGAACCUCAUAGCAGAGACUGGACGGUACGAAGUGACUACUAAAACGUUCGACUUCGAUCUGUGUCUGUUAGAUCGUUCCACAGUGCAGCAGUUAAUACAAUUAGUAGGUUGC
Molecule: messenger RNA, 2226 nt
Organism: Brenthis ino (lesser marbled fritillary)
Lineage: Eukaryota; Metazoa; Arthropoda; Insecta; Lepidoptera; Nymphalidae
Source: the annotation of a GenBank genome assembly